This is a messenger RNA of Sus scrofa (pig), 1488 nucleotides long. Its product is annotated as olfactory receptor 52J3. Gene Ontology annotation, biological process: G protein-coupled receptor signaling pathway. The record is from RefSeq and is a predicted model, not a curated record. NCBI's taxonomy places the organism in Eukaryota, Metazoa, Chordata, Mammalia, Artiodactyla, Suidae. Gene Ontology annotation, molecular function: olfactory receptor activity; G protein-coupled receptor activity. Gene Ontology annotation, cellular component: plasma membrane.
UUUCUCAUCUGCCUGUCUUCUUUUGAGUUAUGUCCGCAUUUCCAUACACGUAUCCUUGAUGUUUCAAGUGUCCCUCUUCAGACAGGGAUUUCACAAAAGGUGUGGGGGUUACUAAAUCACUCUAUACUUAAUGCUAUGUUCUGUGUCUUAUAAUUCUUCCACGGGCUUGCUGAUAAACCUUGCAUGUUAAAAUACAGAAUUAAGUCUGUAUAAGUAUUAUGUUCUUUGAGACUGGACCAUAUGAAGGACUAUGCCUCAAUUUAGAAUUCUUAAAAAAAUUUCAUAGGUCCUUACAAACAGCAAACUUCUUCAUUUUCACUACAUAUUGAAACACUAAGCUAGACACUUUCAUAACCAUUUCUUAUUGACAUAUUUUUUAUUCCUUCUAGGAGCAACAGCUUCUCUUGCUCUGUUAUUUGGAAGGAUGUUUUAUCACAACAGGAGCGUUUUUCACCCAAGCACGUUUUUCCUCAUUGGAAUCCCAGGUCUGGAAGAGGGCCAUGCCUGGAUCUCCCUGCCUUUCUGCUCCGUCUACCUCGUGGCUUUACUGGGCAACGCCACAAUUCUGCUGGUCGUCAAGACGCAGCAGGCCCUCCGGGAACCCAUGUUCUGCUUUCUGGCCAUCCUUUCAACAAUUGACUUGGCCCUCUCGACAACCUCUGUGCCCCGCAUGCUGGCUAUCUUCUGGCUGGACGCGCAUGAGAUUCACUUCGGAGCUUGUGUGGCCCAGAUGUUCCUGAUCCACGCUUUCACCGGCAUGGAGGCCGAGGUCCUACUGGCCAUGGCCUUCGACCGUUACGUGGCCAUCUGUGCUCCACUCCACUACACCACCAUCCUGACACCCCGAGCUCUGGGGGGCAUCAGUUUGUGCAUUGUACUCCGUCCAGUUCUGCUUACACUUCCCAUGAUCUAUCUCAUCUACCGCCUACCAUUCUGUCAGGCUCACGUAAUACCUCAUUCCUACUGCGAGCACAUGGGCAUCGCCAAACUGUCCUGUGGAAACAUCCGUAUCAACGGUAUCUACGGGCUCUUUGUGGUCUCUCUCUUUCUCCUGAACCUAGUCCUUGUCGGCAUCUCCUAUGUGCACAUUCUCCGUGCGGUCUUCCGCCUCCCCUCCCAAGAAGCACGGCUGAAGGCCCUAAGCACGUGUGGUUCUCAUGUUGGGGUCAUCUGUGUUUUCUAUAUCCCCUCGGUCUUCUCUUUCCUCACGCACCGAUUUGGACACAACGUCCCACGCUAUGUGCACAUUCUGGUUGCCAACCUCUAUUUGGUGGUCCCACCCUCCCUCAACCCCAUCAUUUACGGGGUGCGGACCAAACAGAUACGAGAGCCAGUGCUCCGUGUCUUUGUUAAAAGGUAAGGACUUGGCUUGUAAUGGUUCUAGCCACAUCAAUCAGACAAACGAAGGAAAUAAAAGGCACCCAAAUAGGAAUAGAAGAGGUAAAACUGGCACUCUGUGCCGAUGACAUGAUACUGUGUAUAGAAAAC